CGAGGUAAUGUUAAUGGAUGCACUUGUAAUGGUUGCGAUACGGACAUAGCCAGACGAGGACACUUCGUUGUGGCUUUUCGAUAGUUUGGUUAUGUCAUAAGACUUCAUCACAAUUUCAUGCUUUUUUAAAUGUUAGCUACAUUUCUCCAGCGCCAAAACUUCUCUCCAGACAUUUCUCUUGGCAUUAUCUACCGCCCAAAAUGAAUACUCUAAUCACCAAUACCUCUUCAACUACUCCCACCUAUACGCUGUCCUCUCAAUUUCCUCGGCCACCUCUGUCCUCUCAUAUAUCCGAUUUCCACCUUUCUCUCCUCCUCCCUGUUCUUGCAUACUGGUCUCUCUCUUUAUUCUGGUCUAUCAUCUCAUAUUAUAAUCUCUUUCCUACCUAUCGCAUCCACACACCAGCAGAAAUCCAGACGCGCAACCGUGCUACGGCUCGCGAAGUCCUCCGCUGUAUUAUCUUUCAGCAGUUAAUUCAGACAGCAUGGGGCUUGUUCUUGGGCCAUGUGGUCCUGGGAACUCAUGAUAUGGUUGGGACCGAAGAAUAUGACAUUGCGGUUUGGGUGGAUAGGGUUAGAAGUGGAAGUUCAUGGAUAGCAUGGAGCUUGAGGAUGGGGAUGACAGCCUUGGGAUUUGAUCUUGCGAGGUCAAAAACUUCGUUGCAUCUUCCUCUUCAUAUCCAUAUCGCCACUCCUGUAAGUCACCUCGUCGGAACUUGCAUCUUCAACAAGUCAGUCUUGUGCAAUGGCUGAUAAUUAUAAAAGGAUGGACAGAUUAUUGCAUGGGAUGUUGUACUCGCACAAGUGAUUUAUAGGGUUCUUGCUCCGGCCACCAGAUUCGGUAUUGCGAUAUUCUUCAGCGACUCCUGGCAAUACUUCUGGCAUCGUGCCAUGCACGAGAAUAAAUGGAUGUACCGUACGUCUGUGAACCCCCUCUCCAAUAAACCCCCACUAACCCAUUCCUUGCCACCAGGAAAUAUACAUUCCCAACACCAUCGCGUUAACGCUCCAUACGCCUUUGCUGCUUUUUACAAUACCCUCACCGAAGCCUUCAUUAUAGAUACCGUUGGAACCACACUCUCCUUCUUCUUCUCCGGACUCAGCAUGCGCGAAGCUAUGGUAUUUUCCACCAUCAGUGUCCUAAAAGGCGUCGACGACCAUUGUGGCUACAAACUCCCCUGGGAUCCUCUCCAAUGGCUAGGCGAACAAGGAACCGUGUUCCACGACAUCCAUCACCAAACUUGGGGCGCAGGUGUAAGUAGCUUUAUUUUUCCUCAUUCAUUCAUUCAUUGAUUUUAUUUCAUUUUCGUGGUCAUUCGAGUUAAAAUUUAACGUUUCGGAAUUUUUGUGCUGAUCGGUGAGAUUUGGUGAGCAGACGAAUUAUUCGCAGGUUUAUACAACGUUUUGGGAUCAUGUGUUGGGGACCGCUAGUAAAUUGAAUUCGGAUGAGAUGGAGAUACUUUAUAAGAAGGGACGGGAUGGGGCGCAACGCGCAAAGAAAGUCGAUUGAUUGAUUGAUGGUGGAAUGCAUAUGGGAGUUUGAAGUUGAAGGUUGAGGGAGGGUUUAGAAGUGUGUAGGCAGCGUUAAUGGAUGUUCGAAUUCAUGUGAGGAGAUUUCUUGGUAUGGUGAGAUAGCUAUGGGGUGUAAUAGUAGGAUUACUUUUGUGUCGAAUAUGGAUAUUGCAGUAUUCUAGUUUUGUACUUUAAAAUCAUUUUUUUUAUAAGUAAUUUAUAGUAAAGGUCU
Molecule: messenger RNA, 1743 nt
Organism: Sclerotinia trifoliorum
Lineage: Eukaryota; Fungi; Ascomycota; Leotiomycetes; Helotiales; Sclerotiniaceae
Source: the annotation of a GenBank genome assembly